AUAUAAUAUAAAAACGUGCUAUAAUGAUGACUACUACAACUUCACAUCCGAUCUUAGCGCCUGUCAUGCGGCCAGUACAAGACAGUGCGGUUUCAAGACCUCGCGCUGUUUAUAGCAUCGAUCAAAUUCUAGGGAAUCAAACUAAGAAAAAUGAUGCAACUGAUAUGCUCAACAAUCAUCACCACCACCAUCACCAUCAUCAUCUUAUGCAUGCGAAUAACAAUAAUAAUAAUACAAAUCAUAAUAACAAUAAUAAUGGUCUACUGCAUCAUCAUAAUCAUCAAUUGCAACAUCGUGAAGAUUCGCCCACCAAUACCGAUAACGGACUAGAUGUCGAUAACGACGAUGAGCUCUCUAAUAGUCUCAAUAAUGGUCAUGAUCUUGGCGAUAUGGAACGGCCGCGUAAAGUAAGAAGAUCACGCACAACCUUCACAACAUUUCAAUUACAUCAAUUGGAGCGCGCCUUUGAGAAGACACAAUAUCCCGACGUUUUCACAAGGGAGGAUCUGGCGAUGCGUUUGGAUUUAAGUGAAGCACGUGUGCAGGUGUGGUUUCAAAAUCGUCGCGCUAAAUGGAGAAAACGUGAGAAAUUUAUGAAUCAGGACAAGAAUGGCUAUCUACUUCCGGAUCAAGGUUUACCGGAAUUUCCCUUAGGCAUACCUAUACCCCAUGGUAUACCAGGACAUCCAGCUGGUUUGCCGACAGAGUUUUGGCCACCACAUUUUGCCUUACAUCAACAUUUCAAUCCUGCUCUGUUACCACAAAAUCUAAUGCCACACUAUAAGCUGCCUAAUUUCCACACAUUGCUCUCACAAUACAUGGGUUUAAGUAAUCUAAAUGGUAUUUUCGGUGGAUAUCCGCAAAAUCUUUCAAUGCAUACAGCAGCACAAGUUAGUCCACCCUGCAGUAAUAGUCCUCGUGAAAGUCCACCGAUUAUACCCGGCGGUACAACUGUCGUUUCCGGUGGUGUUACUCUGUCUUCCUCUGCAGCUGCUUCUCCAAAGAGUCCACUGACCACUGUAAGUGCUGCUUCGACGCCCGUUUCAGUUGUGACGAAAAGUGAAGAUUGAACUCGACUUACUGAUAUUUUUAGUAUUAGUUGAAUUUUAUGAUUAUGUAUGCGAUAUUGUGUAGAAUAUUUGUAGGGUAAAUGCAAAUCAUCAAGUCGGAGAACUCUUAAGUGAACGAAGAAGUAGAGAAUAACUGAGUUAUGCAAAAUGUGUAU
Messenger RNA from Teleopsis dalmanni, 1225 nucleotides. RefSeq names its product homeobox protein orthopedia (gene hbn). The record is from RefSeq and is a predicted model, not a curated record. The transcript has 5 exons. Gene Ontology annotation, biological process: regulation of transcription by RNA polymerase II. The coding region runs from base 24 to 1070 and encodes 348 amino acids. Lineage: Eukaryota; Metazoa; Arthropoda; Insecta; Diptera; Diopsidae. Gene Ontology annotation, molecular function: DNA-binding transcription factor activity, RNA polymerase II-specific; RNA polymerase II transcription regulatory region sequence-specific DNA binding.